Molecule: messenger RNA, 2032 nt
Organism: Otolemur garnettii (small-eared galago)
Lineage: Eukaryota; Metazoa; Chordata; Mammalia; Primates; Galagidae
Gene: PIGQ
Product: phosphatidylinositol glycan anchor biosynthesis class Q
Exons: 12
Coding region: 2-1954 (650 amino acids)
Biological process (GO): GPI anchor biosynthetic process
Cellular component (GO): membrane; endoplasmic reticulum
Source: RefSeq, a predicted model, not a curated record
AAUGGGGCUUGUGUCCCGCGGCGCGGCCGCGGCGGGGCUGGGGGCCGCGAGCGCUGUGGUCCCCCCAGGCCCGUCCAACGCGGUCCCCAACCUCAUCUCCACCCCGCCGCCCGAGGGCGCAGCCCCGGGAAGCAGCCGGUGUGGGCUCCAGCUUGGAGGUCUUUGCUCAGGGUGGCUGCUCUCCCCUUUGUGCAGGGUCCCCAGCAUGGUACUGAAGGCCUUCUUCCCCACGUGCUGUGCCUCAGUGGACAGCGGCCUGCUGGUGGGACGGUGGGUCCCGGAGGAGAGCAGUGCUGUGGUCCUGGCUGUGGUGCACUUUCCCUUCAUCCCCAUCCAGGUCAAGGAGUUCCUGGCUCAGGUGCAGCAGGCCAGCCAGGUGGGUGUGGCUGUGCUGGGCACGUGGUGCCACUGUCAGCAGGAGCCUGAGGAGAGCCUGGGCUACUUCCUGGAGGGCCUGGGUGCCGUCUUCCCCCAUGAACCCUGGCUGCAGCUAUGCCGGGAGAGGGGUAGCAAGUUCUGGAGCUGCAAGGCCACCCACUGGGAGGUGCCUGCUGUCCCUGAGGCUGCAAGUGAGGACCAGGUCAUGCUUAUCUUCUAUGACCAGCGCAAGGUGUUACUGUCCCAGCUGCACCCACCUGCCGUCCUGACGGACCGCCAGGCCGGAGAUGCCACUGCAGCCAGCACUGGUGGCAUGGCUGCUAUCUUUGACACGGUGGCACGUAGUGAGUUCCUUUUCCGCAGUGAUCGGUUUGAUGAAGGUCCUGUGCGGCUAAGCCACUGGCAGUCAGAGGGUGUGGAGGCCAGCAUCCUCGUGGAGCUGGCUCAGCGAGCCUCAGGUCCUGUCUGUCUGCUGCUGGCAUAUCUGCUGUCGCUGGUCUCAGCUGCCAGUGCCUGCUGGCUUUUCAGACUGUGGCCUCUGUCCUUCCUGGGGAGCAAGCUCUCUACCUGUGAGCAGCUCCGGCACCGUCUGGACCACCUCACACUAGUCUUCAGCGUGCAGAAGGCUGAGAACCCCGCCCAGCUGAUGAGGAAGGCCAACAUGCUCGUCUCUAUGCUCCUGGACGUGGCCCUCGGCCUUGCACUGCUAUCCUGGCUCCAUGGAAAGAACCGAAUUGGGCAGCUGGCUGAUGCCCUGGUUCCUGCGGCUGAUCAUGUAGCCGAGGAGCUCCAGCACUUGCUGCAGUGGCUGAUGGGCGCACCUGCUGGGCUCAAGAUGAACCGGGCGCUGGACCAGGUGCUGGGCCGCUUUUUCCUGUACCACAUCCACCUGUGGAUCAGCUACAUCCACCUUAUGUCCCCCUUCAUCGAGCGCAUCCUGUGGCAUGUGGGCCUCUCAGCCUGCUUGGGCCUGACGGUCGCCUUGUCCAUCCUCUCGGACAUCAUUGCCCUCCUCACCUUCCACAUCUACUGCUUCUAUGUCUAUGGCGCCAGGCUGUACUGUUUGAAGAUCUGUGGACUGUCCUCACUCUGGCGUCUGUUUCGGGGGAAGAAGUGGAAUGUUCUGCGCCAGCGGGUGGAUUCUUGCUCCUAUGACCUGGACCAGCUUUUUAUUGGGACUCUGCUCUUCACCAUCCUCAUCUUCCUCCUGCCCACCACAGCCCUGUACUACCUGGUAUUCACCCUGCUCCGGCUCCUGGUGGUUGCUGUACAGGGCCUGAUCCAUCUGCUGGUGGACCUCAUCAAUUCCCUGCCACUAUACUCACUUGGACUCCGGCUCUGCCGGCCCUAUAGGCUAGCUGCUGGUGUGAAGUUCCGUGUCCUAGAGCACCAGGCUGGCAGGCCUCUUCGACUCCUGAUGCAAAUAAACCCCUUGUCCUACAGCCGCGUGGUGCAUACUUACCGCCUCCCCAGCUGUGGCUGCCACCCCAAGCACUCCUGGGGAUCCCUGUGCCGCAAGCUGUUCUUUGGGGAGCUCAUCUACCCCUGGAGGCAGAGAGGGGACAAGCAGGACUGAGGGGCUCCAGCAGCUGGCCCUCCUAGUACCGCCACAUGGCCACAGUCAGCCCUCUGAUCAGCCAUAAUGGCACUGACU